Hylaeus volcanicus is the source of this 7535-nucleotide messenger RNA. RefSeq names its product acetylcholinesterase-like. Gene Ontology annotation, molecular function: acetylcholinesterase activity. The coding region runs from base 1471 to 3444 and encodes 657 amino acids. The record is from RefSeq and is a predicted model, not a curated record. Lineage: Eukaryota; Metazoa; Arthropoda; Insecta; Hymenoptera; Colletidae. The transcript is spliced from 8 exons. Gene Ontology annotation, cellular component: plasma membrane. Gene Ontology annotation, biological process: acetylcholine catabolic process; choline metabolic process.
GCUCGUUCUAUCGAAAAAUUAUCGAGAGAAGAGAAAUUAACGGAAAUGUACAAUAAUAUACGCUGCAAUCGCAUAUUUGUAAUUCGGGAAAAGAAUGUUGGAAAUCGUCAUCAGUCAUCCCGCAUCGGCCCCAUCGUAAAGAUUAAAUCCUGUUAGUUCUUGGUAUGGAUACUCGAACGAGGUUUCAAAUUUCAACACACAUCCGGAAAUGAAGAACGAUAUUUUAGUUUUAAUUCGUAGACAUGGUAAAUUGAAAAACGUAAAGAAUUCAAAUUCGGCGGUAAAUUCGAUUGGCAGCAGUCGAUGGAAAAGUUGUGUUUGCAAGUAUCAUCGACGAUUGGCGCGUACGAUUGUCAAGAGGUAGUAAAUAUUUGGUUCGAUCGGUGACGGCCGCAGCAGCGAGGCUCUCGUCGUCAAAGAAGAAUACAGAGAGAAACGGAAGAAUAAAUGAUACGAAGCAAACGAAAGAAAAAAGAGGAGGUGGGAAUAGGUUGACAAGCGAUAGCGCGUAAGAAACGCAAAACCGAAGGAGGAGUGAAUACUAGAAGAGACAGAAUGUGUGAGAGAGGGGGGUGGGUCAGUAGAAGCUCGCGGCGCGGCGCGGCGCGGCACGGUGCGGCACGGUGCGGAGCGGAGCGAAGAGGUGGGACAAUGAGACUGGGAUAGGGGUGGUCGGGCGAAGGGUGAGAUAGGUAGAGUGGGGUGAAACUGAGAGGGGAUGCCAGGCCAGUUCACCCUUACUAGCCGUAGCUCGAGUCGUCAGUGCGGCCUGAACGGUUAAUCGGCCUACUUCUCCUUCGAAUAGUUGUCGCCUUGAUUUCUCUCUCUCUCUUUCUCUUUUUCUCUUCUUCUCCUCUUCUCCAUCCCCCCACCCUUCUCAUUCUCUCUCGUGUUCGUGAUUUGCGUCGUUCAAGUCAAAGUCAAAGUCAAAGUCAAAGUCAAAGUCAAAGUCGAAAUCGAAAUCGAAAUCGAAAUCGUCGUCGCCGUUGGUGAUUGUGGUGGUGUCGUUUCUAUCGGCAAUUACGAGCGCGAAAGUUGGAGUCAAAGAUCGCAAUUGCAACUCCAAAGAGCGGAAAAGCUCGUUCGGAAGAGAGAGGAACGUCCAUCCGUGGGUCGACUCGUGGCUCGGUGUGCUCGAAUUGUUACGACAACAGACUGGUCGUCGAACGAAGGAUAACGAAAGUUGCAGAGAAAGAAGAAAACGUCAAGUCAGGAUCGACCGUCGACGUCGACGUCGACGUCGACGAAACACAGCAGCCGCCGCGCCGAGCAGCGAGGAACGACAACGAGUUAGGCGAGCAGCGGACUGGACAAGCAGUUCCAACCAUCCAACUUGCAACGUGUCGAGUCGAAGGUUCCGCGCGAAUCUUGUUUCUCGCUACUUGGCAUCGUCGUCGAACUGGACACACAGGAACGGAGAAGGUGGCGACCGCGACGGUGCUCGCUCUAUUGGAAAUUCACGAGAACACGAUGCCGAAAAAGCAAAGUUCCUUGACGAAAUUCGAGGCGCUGAUGGUGGUAAGCUUAACGGUGGUCAUCCAACUGAAUGGCUGUUGGAGUUUACCAUCGCAUAGAAGUAGACAUCACGCGGACAUGUCCCACGAGGACGCGAAAGGUUUCGGCAGAACGAGCGAGGAGCUACCGAGACCAGCUGCCCUCAAUUCGAACGACGAUCCGUUGAUAGUCGAGACCAAGAAGGGCAAGGUCAUGGGCAAGACCAUGACUGCCACCACGGGAAAGGAGGUCGACGCCUGGUUCGGAAUUCCUUACGCGCAGAAACCACUCGGACCUCUGAGAUUUCGGCAUCCGAGACCAGCGGAACGGUGGUCGGGGAUCCUGAACGCCACCACGCUACCGAAUAGUUGCGUGCAGAUUCUGGACACGGUGUUUGGCGACUUCCCAGGCGCUACUAUGUGGAAUCCAAACACGCCGCUUAGCGAGGAUUGCCUUUACGUGAACGUGGUCGCGCCACGGCCUAGGCCUACCAAUGCCGCUGUUUUGGUAUGGAUAUUCGGUGGUGGCUUUUACUCUGGAUCAGCGACCCUUGAUGUUUACGAUCACAAAACGUUGGUGUCGGAAGAAAAUGUGAUUUUGGUCUCGAUGCAAUAUCGAGUCGCCAGCCUGGGUUUCCUCUACUUCGGAACGUCGGACGUACCUGGGAAUGCCGGGCUGUUUGAUCAGCUGAUGGCCCUCGAGUGGGUCCGUGACAAUAUCGCUGCGUUUGGCGGAAAUCCUGACAACGUGACCCUGUUCGGGGAGAGCGCGGGUGCAGUUUCCGUUUCUAUGCACCUACUUUCGCCUCUGUCAAGGCACUUGUUUAACCAAGCCAUCAUGCAGUCAGGCUCUCCCACAGCUCCGUGGGCCAUCAUUAAGCGCGACGAAUCGAUAGUGCGUGGCAUCCGACUGGCGGAGGCCGUCGGCUGUCCUCACGAUCGCGAGAACUUACGGGAGGUGAUCGAUUGCUUGAUAAACAAGGAUCCGGUGGACCUUGUGAAAAACGAGUGGGGCACUCUCGGUAUUUGCGAAUUUCCUUUCGUGCCCGUUAUAGACGGCGCCUUCCUCGACGAGACGCCGCAACGCUCCCUGCUCACCGCAUCGUUCAAGAAGGCCAAUAUCAUGAUGGGCUCCAACACCGAGGAGGGUUUCUAUUUUAUCAUUUAUUAUCUGACCGAACUGUUUCGCAUCGACGGCGCCGAGGACGUCAAGGUCAGCAGGGACAAGUUUGUUACUGCCAUCACCGAACUGAACCCGUACGUCAGCCAUAUCGGUCGGCAAGCGAUCAUCUACGAGUACACCGAUUGGCUGCGCCCGGACGACCCGCACGCGAAUCGCGACGCUUUAGACAAAAUUGUCGGCGACUAUCAAUUCACCUGUAACGUUAACGAAUUCGCUGGCCGAUACGCGGAUACGGGAAACGACGUUUACAUGUAUUACUACAAGCACAGAUCUGCGAAUAAUCCCUGGCCGAGAUGGACCGGUGUGAUGCAUGCAGACGAGAUCAAUUACAUCUUCGGGGAGCCAUUGGACCCCUCGAAAGGUUACACGUCGGAAGAAGUGGCCUUGUCCAAGAGGAUGAUGCGGUAUUGGGCAAACUUUGCGAAAACGGGAGAUCCAAAUAUUGGUACCGAUGUUGGAUCAUGGAGCGCGCCUUACUGGCCGCCGCACACAGUCGCGAACAAAGAGUAUCUGACCCUGGACACCAACAACUCCGAAAUCGGAAACGGGCCUAGAGCGAGGCAGUGCACUUUUUGGAAAAAGUACCUUCCCGAGCUUCUCACCGCUACUUCGAAACUGGAACAUGCCUCGAAAGAGCCAUGCAGCGGCACCAGUUCGAACCACGGUAAACAUCUGAUGAUUGCGAUCACGAGCCUGAUGCUGAUCGCCGGGAUGUUCGAUCACAGAAUCGGUCUUGUACCGAACUUUGACACCAGAGGCUUCGUUUAGCUCUUGCACCAAGACGCCCGGACCGUCCUCGAUCGUUGAGGAAAUUAAGAUCGGUUUACGAGACGUAUGAACAAGUCCGAAAAUACGCACUGGCGGAACGAGGACGAGCAAGAACGAAGAAACUUGCAGACAACGCAACAGUCGUAUAAGCUGUCGCGACGAGUCGACGGUAUCGCUGAUGACCAGACUGGAAUCAACAACAAAAAUGGAAAAAUAAAAAAUUAUAAACAGACAUAUCAAUGCGGUCAUGUGUCCUCGAUUGGCCGAGCGCGCUCGACGAGUCCAUGGUUCGGUGGUGAUAGCAUACGUACACGGACAGACCUACGGAAAUCUCUUCGAGAUACAGAAUGGUAGAAACUGUAUACUAGACGAGAGGAGGACACGAGAAUCUUGUUCGACUCGAUGUCAUGGAAAAGUGCCAUUUUAUUUCUUUUUUUUUUUUAUUCUGUCAACGGAUCAGGAAUUGGCUCUGGCUGCGAAGCAAGACGAGGACGGGGACGGGAGAAAGGGCAACGGCAAGGGCAAGAUCAAAAUUAAGGAUAAGGACUGAUCAGUGAACGAAACCGUAGUUUGCGAUUCUGACGGAGCCGCGGUCACAGAAGACGAGAGUAAUCGAAGAAAAAAAUGAGACUGCUACAGCAAACGGUUGAAACAACUUCAACUUUGAAUUUCAUUAAGCACGAUAAAAUAUAUCGUUAAUAAGAGGAAAGAACUUGCGAAUCGGACGGGUGUUGUUACGCGCUCGACAUCGAUUCGAAAAAAAAACCUUUCGAUAACCUCAGUCGCGGUAACAUGCAUUCCAAUCCGGGCAUCUUAACGGGAGCUACAACUACUCGUACUAAAAUUUACCAUCGCGUCUCGUCCUCUACUUUCCAUCGUGUUUGUAAUAUCACUCGUCGCAUUUUCUUCCGUUUUCCAUCAAUCGAAUCGCGAUCGAAUAGAAACCAAACGAAAUGAAACAAAUAGAAUCGGAUCAAUUGACAUUUUUUUUCAAAUAUUGCUUUUUCCCUCGGUAAUGGAUAUAUUUCGGCGAGGUUCAUCGUAACGUUGUGACGCGCACACAGAACACGCGGAACAGAGGAUCUAAACUUGGAAUCGAGGAACAAGCGGGUACUUUUUAGAUUCCUACUUGUUACGUGUCCUUUAGACGAAUGUUGGCCGACGCAUGAAAAUUUGCCAGCAAGACAUCGGGUCCUCGUCAAAUGUCUUCAACUUUACAAUCUCCCUGAUCACGAAAAAGUAAAUUAAUCUUUUCGCUAAACAGUUUGUAUGUGUAAUUGUAUAUUUAAAUGUACACGAGCUCACGCGCUAAUGUGCGCGAGUGAGUGUACGCGUGCGUGUGUAUAUGUGUUCGUACGAGUGUGCGUAAAUGUUGAAAACGUUGUUGGGAUUACUUUGCAAAGGACAUAGAUGAUGUAUAUACAGUAUGGUAUAUGCAGAUAAAUAAUAUUCAAUCUAGUAUUUUAUCUUUUUAUUUAGCUGGCAAGGCGCUGACGCUGAAUCGACGCGAUACGUGCGACGUCUGUUUUUACAAAAGUAACGAUGAAAAUGAUUUUCUUAAAGAAUUGUUUUCAAAGAAAAUCAUGAUUAAAUGUUGUCUCCUUAGAAAUAUGGCUCGCAGUUUUCUGAAUGUUUGUUUUAUCUGAAUUUUCCAAAGAAAAAAAGGAUACAUCCAGCGCUCGAUGCGACAGCAUUAGGCAAUUUUUGUCGGCCUAAAACUGCAAGAUCGAACAAAAGCACGUCGAUACCGCUGGAAUCGUAUACAGGAAAUUAAAAUUAAUCCAAGUUUGUUGCUUGUAACGCUGUGCCCCGCCUUGCCAAGGUUCUUACUUGGUUGGAUAACGCGACAAGUUUUCAGUCGUCGAUUGCAACUUGACGCGUAAAAAUUACAUUUUCAUUUCCUUCUUUCUCGAACAGACCGUUCGUUUUUCCGUGGAAUUUUAUCGUCGCGAAAUAUAAAGCAAUUUCAACGUUAGUUAGGCUAUUCUAAAGCGUAAUCGUAAAGCUUUCGAUUAUGCACGGGCUACGGCAAACAGGUUAAAGCAAUUUAUGACAUGUAUGAAAAAUGACAUGUAACGGCGAACCACAAAAACAUCAUACAAUGUCAAACGCAAAGUUGCUUUUUCCACAAAAAAACGUUGACGUUUUUCUCGUCGCAAACAUUUUCUCACUUCCCAUGCAGGCUCUUCCAAAAUCAAUUCAAUCUAACGGAAUUUUCGAGCAACGUUAUACCGACACGACGUACACAACUUACAACUAAUCGACACGAGAAACGUGACGUCGCUAAUAAAAAUAAAUCGAAUAUCCGACACAUUUGCGCCGUCGCGUUGGCGUCGGUGAACAGCGGAAACACGAGCAGUAAAGUUUAAAUAAAUCACUCCAGUUCCUGGUCACGUUCCACGAGAAGAAAACAAAUCGAAUCCUUCGAAUUACCAAAAGAGAAAGAAAAUAAUUAAAUAUUUCUCCUUGCCAAGGUUGGAAAAGAAGUGCGUGUACGAACUUGGCCCGAGUCCAGUUAAUUAAGAGUUAAUUAAUCGCCAAUUAUUUAUAGAGACUAUUAUUACAAGUAUAAGUAGAAUGGCACCAUGCGCGUACACGUACUCGCAUGUGUACUCGUCCUUUGUUCAAGUAUGUACAAUGUUCGAUCGAUUAUCGAAUCCUUCUUUAGUCCGAAUCUUGGAUACGCGGAUUUCCAUUCGCGGAAAUAUCGUUUCUUUGUUACAGAUGCGUAUACUCGACAACAUGUACAUACGUAUGUUUGCGAGUAUGGUAGUUAUGGUUAAGAGGUUCCAUUACUCUAUACGUAUGUAAAACAGGUGAUUUUUGUAAUUGUUCUGCUAACCAACUACUACAUAUACAUUUCGUUUACAGGAAUAGUCGUUGAUUGAAUUUAAUGACCAACAAGAUGAAACUAGAUGUAUAUCGUAUAGUAUAGGAUAGGGAGCUUGCGGGUACGAGUACGCUUCUAUCUCAUCGCAUGAGAUUCGCAGCGAUAAGUUGGAUGCAUUAUGUACGAUAACAUUAUACAUACUAUACAUAUAAACAUACCUACGUAAAAAUAUACAUAUGUAUGUAGAAUUGUAUAGAGAUUAUGGUUUAGAGACGGCACCGUCGGCGUCGUCUCGUUACUUUGUACAUACUUUGUGAACCACAAUUAUUUAUUGCGUCACAACGAAAGAAAACGCAACGCAACGUAAAAGAACUGUAUACCGUAUCGCACAUUUCUCGAUCGAUUCUGUCGAUCCUACGAUACGUGAUCAGAUUCGCAUACAUAUGUAUACAUAUACGUGGUUCUCGUUCAGAAUGUACAAGUUGUACGUACGGAUAACCACCGUAUCUGCGCCACCGUGCGUUUCAAAAGAAUCCAAGGUAUUACGCACGCAAAUUGACAAUAUACGAUAAUAUACAUAUGCGAUAAACGAUGGUAAUACGAUGUACCUGUAGAUUCGUUGGAAUGGCAAAAGGUAGAAAAGCAACUGUAUAUCAAAAUAUGUGAAACCAGACAUUUUUUACGAUUCUGGCCAUUUAUCGGGAAAAAGAUUACAACUCGAGAUAGAUACUAUAUCGUCGAAUGGAGGACACGUGUCUGGUAUUACAUGGCACGGACGAUCGAAAUCAAUCAAGGAUUACGAUAGAUCGACCGAAUAAAAAGUUUCUUCUUGAAACGCGUUAAACGUAUUCUCAAAGAAACUCGUUUGAGGAGUUUCAUCACACGCCGGCUUACUAUUUAUGUAUCCUCUUUUCUUUUGCUGACAAUUAUUUUUUUUUGCUUACAAUUAUUUACACAUUAAUCCAGCAUAACUUUUAUAUCGCGAGAAAUUUCGUUUAAUUUGCGACCUUAUCGAGUUGGCUGUCGAUGCGGUCAAUUACGUAGUCAACGUAACAAGGCGCUAUUCUAUGUAGGUACAUAAUGCGUAUAAAAACUAAAAACGUUCUCUGGCAGGGCUACACCGAUUCAGACAAAUGCGAAGCGCGCGCGCGCGCGCGCGCGGUGAGGUUGCGAUACUCACUUCUUUCCACUCGUAAUUUCAACGUUCAUUUCGUCUGUGACAUCCACUACUAGUCGAAACUAAAGAGCAAUCGAUGAUCGA